AAUAAGAAAAAACGUAUAGAGAAGCAGAAAGCAACAGGGGUUAAUUACUCUAAUGAUCUCCCUAGUUUCAUUGGAUGAUGCUGUAGAGUAUACGCUCCCGGUGGUCCCCGGGAAGAACGGAGUCUAAUAAAAGUGGUAGUCUUGAAAUUUUUCUUCUUUCUUUUGCUUUAUCACCAAAAUAAUGGAAAUAUCUUGGAAAUUAGCAAUAUGCAUGUAUUAUUAUGCAGAAUACACUGAAGAAAAUGUUAAAAAAUAUACCGAAGAAAUAAAAAGGUUAGGCGAUGUCGAAAUCUGUUAUAACAUAGAUCCAAAACAGCCAAUUAUUGUAACUAAAGAAAGGAUUCGCAAAAUGCCUAAUUCCUACCAAUUAUAUCCAGCCACAUUAGAUUAAUCAAAAAGUUGCCGAAGUGGAAGGAGAAGAUGAGGUGGUAAAGGCUCUUUCGUGCCACGCUUUAUUUUCAGAUAACAUAUAAUAAAAAAAAUUUUUUUUUUAAUUCCUAUUUCUUUAGAUCUUU
Rhizopus microsporus ATCC 52813 is the source of this 515-nucleotide messenger RNA. RefSeq lists its product as uncharacterized. The record is from RefSeq and is a predicted model, not a curated record. The transcript has a single exon. The coding region runs from base 182 to 391 and encodes 69 amino acids. Lineage: Eukaryota; Fungi; Mucoromycota; Mucoromycetes; Mucorales; Rhizopodaceae.